Messenger RNA from Nelumbo nucifera (sacred lotus), 1376 nucleotides. RefSeq names its product MYB-like 102 (gene MYB102). NCBI's taxonomy places the organism in Eukaryota, Viridiplantae, Streptophyta, Magnoliopsida, Proteales, Nelumbonaceae. The record is from RefSeq and is a predicted model, not a curated record.
UGUGCUACAGAGCUCCAUCUACUCUCUCAUUUGUCUCUCCUUUCCAAUUCUGAUCCCACCUGCUUCUCUCUCUCUCUCUCUACAAAGUAUCGACCUUAAAGGGUUUCUGCUAAAGAUAAGCUUUGGACACCAUGGGAAGAGCUCCUUGCUGUGACAAAGAUGGAUUAAAAAAGGGGCCAUGGACGCCCGAGGAGGAUCAAAAGUUAAUUGAUUAUAUCCAGAAACAUGGACAUGGGAGUUGGCGAACCCUACCGAAGAAUGCUGGGCUUCAGAGGUGUGGAAAGAGCUGCCGUCUUCGGUGGACCAACUAUUUGAGACCCGAUAUCAAGAGAGGGCGCUUCUCAUUCGAAGAGGAAGAGAUUAUAAUCCAACUUCACAGUAUUUUGGGAAACAAGUGGUCUGCCAUUGCUGCUCGUUUGCCCGGGAGGACUGAUAAUGAAAUCAAGAACUACUGGAACACCCACAUUAGAAAGAGGCUCCUCCGAAUGGGAAUCGAUCCUGUAACUCAUAGUCCCCGCCUUGAUCUCCUCGACCUAUCCUCAAUUCUCAACUCACCUAUUUACAACUCAUCUCAGGCUCAGCUGGACGUUUCAAAACUGAUAGGCAUCAAGCCUCUCGUUAAUAAUCCUGAGCUCCUGAGGCUAGCUACCACUCUCUUAUCAUCCCAACGCGAAAAUCCCGAGUUUCUCCUACAAAAUCCUCAAGAGAAUCAACUCUGCAAUCCCCAAGUCCAAAACCAGUUCGCUUCUUUCCCUCCUAACCAACUCCAAACUGAUCCAGUUCAAGAAAUUCCGUCUUGCACCACGUCAAGUGCUCCUAGUGUUCCAUGUCUAAAUAAAACCCAACUAUUGCAAACCAAUGCGGAGCAGUUUCCAUCAAACUAUACCAGUUUCGGUUGCCAGGAAUCCCAGUGUAAUGCGUGGCAAGACAAUGUAAUGCCUUCUGCUUUGUCCGAAAAUUUAGUUCCUAUGCCAAAUUAUGACUAUUUCGGCUCCGAUAAUAACCAACCCUUCGUCGACCCACUGUUGGAAAACUCGAAUUUCCACCCCAGCAACAUAAACAACCAGAACUUUGGCUUUGCUUCAGUUCUAUCGACACCUUCGUCGAGCACGACGCCCUUGAAUUCAUCCUCAACGUACAUCAACAGCAGCACCGAAGAUGAGAGGGAUAGCUACUGCAGCAACAUGUUGAACUUCGAGAUCCCUGAUAUCCUGGACGUUAACGAAUUCAUGUAAUUUACAAGUGUUGUGGAUGAGGAGAAGCUUGAUUAUUAUAAUUUGAUAAUCAAAGUGUUCUCUCUCUCUCUCUCUCUUUUAUUUCCUCGCUUUUUUAAUCAGUUGGUUUGUCUCUGGUAUUGAUAUUUUUAUAAAAAGAAU